Tinamus guttatus (white-throated tinamou) is the source of this 1075-nucleotide messenger RNA. Its product is annotated as potassium channel subfamily K member 15. Gene Ontology annotation, biological process: stabilization of membrane potential; potassium ion transmembrane transport. Lineage: Eukaryota; Metazoa; Chordata; Aves; Tinamiformes; Tinamidae. The record is from RefSeq and is a predicted model, not a curated record. Gene Ontology annotation, cellular component: plasma membrane. Gene Ontology annotation, molecular function: outward rectifier potassium channel activity; potassium ion leak channel activity.
GCCGGCCGCCAGUGGAAGUUCGCCGGCUCCUUCUACUUCGCCAUCACGGUCAUCACCACGAUCGGCUACGGACAUGCUGCCCCAGGCACCGACGCUGGCAAAGUUUUCUGCAUGUUCUACGCGAUCCUCGGCAUCCCCCUCACCCUGGUUAUGUUCCAGAGCCUGGGGGAGCGCAUGAACACCGUGGUCAGGUUACUGCUCAAAAAGAUCAAGAAAUGCCUGGGCAUGAGGACAACCAAUGUCUCCAUGGAAAACAUGGUCUUGGUCGGCUUUCUCUCUUGCAUGGGGACCCUGUGCAUCGGUGCCGCAGCCUUCUCUUAUUUCGAGGGCUGGACUUUCUUUCAUGCCUAUUAUUACUGCUUCAUCACCUUGACCACUAUUGGCUUUGGAGACUUUGUGGCUCUGCAGAAGAACGAAGCUUUGCAAAAAAAGCCCCCGUAUGUGGCCUUCAGCUUCAUGUACAUCCUGGUGGGCCUAACUGUCAUCGGCGCCUUCCUUAACUUGGUGGUGCUGAGGUUUCUGACGAUGAACUCGGAGGACGAGCGGCGGGAUGCCGAGGAGAGGGCAUCCCUGCGCAGAGCCAGGAACAACAUCCAUGUGAACCCGAAGGAGGACAGCCGGAGCCGCAACGCUAUUUUUCUCUCCGUUGAGGACAGGACGAGCCAGAUGAACCUCAUCCCGCUGAUGCAGGAGGACGCAGAGAGGCAGCGGCGCCAGUCUGCCCACUCGGCCGCCAAGGUGCCCUCCUUCUGCACGUGCCUGUGCUACCAACCCCAGCUGUGCGGCAGCCCCGUGCCCUCCCACCCCGAGACCCUGAGCUGCCACACCAACCCCGUCUAUUACAACUCCAUUUCCUACAAAAUCGACGAGGUCUCCCUGAGCACGAGGGGGCAGACUGGCUCCUCCCCGGGGAGCACCUUGUCGUCCAGCAGCCCUCGCUGCCGGCAGCACUCCCGCCCGCGAAGGAAAUCCAUCUAGGAGCGCGUGCUCCAGGCGGGCACGUGCUGAGCCAUAUUCAGCUGCCCAGGGCGGAUUUGGAUGAUAAAUUAUUAACUGAGAAGUCAGGUCACUCUUG